This is a messenger RNA of Pelagomonas calceolata, 890 nucleotides long. Lineage: Eukaryota; Pelagophyceae; Pelagomonadales; Pelagomonadaceae. The record is from the annotation of a GenBank genome assembly.
AUUGCUGCCCCUGCGUCUCCCGCGCUCACCAAGCAACACACGCGUCGCCAGUAAGCCACCUGCCAGCUGUCCUCGCGUUUUCACGCGCGGCUGCCACAUAAAUUCCACAAGGAGCCCGUUUGCCGCUGCCCCUGCCCACGGACUGCCCCAUCGACCUCACGAUCAAUAGCAACCAUGGGAGGCCCAUCAUUCGGUACAAACAAGCACAUGAACCUGGCCGUGCCCCUGGCCGAGGCCCAGUUCCAGCCCUUCGCGCCGGCGCCGAACAGCUGCACGUUCUGUUUUUGUCCUGAUGCGGCGCGCGAACGCAUGUACAUCCACGCGCACGACAACCGACUGCAGUACAACCUGCCGUGCGCGCCGCUGCUCUGCUUCACUCAAGAAAUCUGCGUCCAGGACGACGCGCGCGUCCUGUACUACGACAAGCCGCCCUUCCGCUCGGGCCCGGCGCCCUUCCCGUGCUGCUGCCUGCCGUUCACGUGCUGCGGCCCGCCCGUGAUCUACUCGAAGACGCCGAAGUGUCUUUGUAUUGACUGUUCGCCGUGGUUCGGCGAAACUCUCAACAUCGCGCCCUGCAACUGCUACCGCCUGCGGACGUGCCUCUGCUUCGGCGCGCCGUGCUACGACUCCUGCGGCGUGCCCUACUUCGUCGGCCUCAAGAACGCCGCGGAGUUCUCGAAGGGCCUCAAGGCGGCCUACGACGACAACUUCCGCACCGGCGUCGGCUUCGACAUCAACCAGAAGGAACUCGCCACGUUCGAGCACAUGGACGACGAGAUCAUGCUCGGCGUGCUGGCGGACAAGAACCGGAAGGCCGACGGCGCUCCAUCAAAUGUCGAGCUCAUGGCGCGCUAGAAAGACGCCCUACCUCGGUAAGAUACCAGAUAUUC